Molecule: messenger RNA, 1072 nt
Organism: Striga asiatica
Lineage: Eukaryota; Viridiplantae; Streptophyta; Magnoliopsida; Lamiales; Orobanchaceae
Source: the annotation of a GenBank genome assembly
AUGAGAAAAUAUGUCGAGGAUGAAGAUGAGGAGGAUUUUGUCCCCUUCCACUUCCAACCUCUGAACCCCCAUGCCUUUAAUGUAUUUUAUGAGACACCCGGCAUGGAUGUAUUGUCUGCUAAAAUAUUCAAAAGUCUCCCAGAGCUUAAGGAGAUGGUGUUGGAGAUCCGAGAACGUCUCAACGGUGUUUUAAAUGGUGAUGUGGACGUGCAGUCUUUCGAAGCAAAAGUAAAAGAACUUUUCAGCAGACCGAAUUUUUUAGAGGCGGUUGAUGAGUCUCUCCUGGAGAGUCAUCAUUAUUUGGUUGUGCCUUUAGAAGAAUAUAUCACAACAAAAGACGCCCAAGAUCGAAUGCUUGAUGUUAAGCAGGAUCCAUCUUUCAAGCCAUUUUUAGGAUGGACGGAACCCCUUGAUGUUAUAAGGGGAACGUUGUGCAUCCUGUUCGGGUACUGGAAUGAUAAAGAGUUCGAUCGUAUAUUGACUGAGACAAGAGACAAAUCUUGUAGACUUAGACUGGCUGCCAAAGAGCGUAAUUGGACUCGGAUUGAUAUGAUUAGUGAUAUUCAUUACCCAGCUAAUCUUAAUGGCCUGAAACAAGCUCUGGCUGACAAAUACGGUGAAGAGUCAUAUUUUUAUAAGACUGCUGUUAAAACGAUUGAGGGAAACAAAGCGUAUUUUGAGAAGAGGGUGACACCAUCCAUUCACUUGUUAGGCCCUGAUGCAAAGGGCCAUGAGAUUGUCUUCAUGCUAGUGAAGUGGUGUGCUGAUGACAUCUUUUAUUUGUGUGAUACUUGUAUCAAAGUGAUCUUUUAGUUCAUAGUAUGCUAACUUGAUGGCUGUAAAUAUUCUACAAUUGAUUGGUCCUAUUUUAUAUUUUUGUGCUUGUUGUUCUCCCGAUCUGAUACUGAAUAUGAAUUUUGUGCCCACACUUGGAAGAGCAAUUUUAAUGUUUUACGUUAUGGCGAUACAUGCAGAUUGUGGCUUUUGCAUCUCUAGACCACUUUUUGCUUUAUUAUGUGCAUAUGUAAGUGAACAAAAUUUCAAUUUUUGCUUUAUUAUGUGCAUUAUGCAA